Messenger RNA from Orbicella faveolata, 6942 nucleotides. RefSeq names its product AT-rich interactive domain-containing protein 4B-like. The record is from RefSeq and is a predicted model, not a curated record. Gene Ontology annotation, molecular function: transcription cis-regulatory region binding. Gene Ontology annotation, biological process: regulation of transcription by RNA polymerase II. Gene Ontology annotation, cellular component: nucleus. Lineage: Eukaryota; Metazoa; Cnidaria; Anthozoa; Scleractinia; Merulinidae.
AAAAUCCCUUUGUUUCUACAGGCGUUUGAAUAUGUAAUUUCUAUGUUCACAACCAUGCAAAGUGGGAUCUGGGAUGGGCUACUGCUGAGGUCACUUCGGGAACCGAGCUAAAACACUCAAGAGACUUGCGAGAGCUCUCAAAACAUUUUUGGGUAUUUGUGAUUCAUAUUUUAUCAAAACUGGACAAGAUUUUUAAGUGAAAGAACUGUAUCAUCUAGCAUUACAAUUCAGAGUCUAGCUAGGAUUUGGAUGGCUGUGAUGUAUGUGUUUUUUUCCAUUUCAAAGUGCAGCCGGGUCGCCAGUUGAGAUUGCCGCUUUGUAAUGUAGGCUAGGAUCGACAAUUUGCUGGUCAAUUUGGGUUAUAAAGGUACAAAUAAUGGCUGAAGAGUUAACUUACAGCUAUUAAAGAGUCAGAAAGAUGUCAGUGAACACGAAGAGUUGGUAAUUUGACUUUACAGAACAUGCAGAUUUCAGAGUGUCAAAACACAACCUUAAAAUGCGAUGUACUUCUCCAGAUCAAUGACUGAAAAUAGUUUUAACAUAAGAGAUAAGCAGAGAUGUCGGCAAACAAUAUCUGAAGGUGAGGUAACUUUUCACUUCGUUAUUGUCAACCAACCGUAGUUCAAUUACUGUGUACAAACACAAGCAUCGCAAACUACACAAAUGUGCAUAUUUUGUACCAGUAAAUCAUGGAAAAUCCUUCGACAACAUCUUGAAAAGAGGUUCAGUAUAGUAUCAGUUAACUGAAUACAUUUCUAAUCACUGUUAGUUUGAAAAGUCUAGUUUAGGUAUGCUAACAACCUGGGAGUUCUCGACUUAUUAGAUUGUGUUUAGGGUGACUGACAAGUGCAUUCUUCUUUCACCACAACAAUCUCCACCGGUAGCUAUAGAGUCAAAUAAUAAUCGUUUGUUUCACUUUCCUCGAAUAUUUAUCAAUUCUUGAUCUAUUCUAAGUUUGUAAUUUAGAUAUGUUUCAUUCCUCAAAAACAAAGUUCAAAGAACAAAGCAAUUGUGUACGCAGAAUGGUCAGUGAGAAAUGCAGCCAGAUUACGACCUCUGGCAUGCGUGUAUUUUUAUUAAAGUCCACAAAUACAUAGCUAGUCCACCAGGUCGAAGCUUCAACAAUCUUGAUCGCCUCAUUGUAGGAUGUAGGUUUUGCUUACUAUUUGUUUAGAAAAGUUACUAUUUCAAGUAUAGAAAACGUAAUGCAUUUAAUUUCUUUACCUACAGUUUCCAUUAUUUAUUUUGGUUUGGUAUUCGGAAGAUUGUUCAAGCUCAGAAUAGUCAGAUGGCUUCCAGCUUUUCCCAAAUUCCUGUUUUACGCAGUACCUUGACAAUGUCAAGCUUUCCUUUAGAGAAUAUACAGACCAUGAAAAUCUGUAGGACAGUAGCAGCAAACGCGAGAUCGAAGAAAUCCUCUAUGGCUCCCUGGCUUUAGUUUUGUACAGAUCAGCCUACUUUGGUCUUUUUCUCGUUUCCAAUCAAGUUUCAUAAAGAUAGAGGUAUUGAAUGAAGAGGAGUACUCUAUCCUACGCAUUCUGUAUUGUUACUGUCUCCAACAGCACAUCUUCCUUGCAUUCUGCAAUGAUUUUGACACACAGUUUCGCAUGUAUAUUCUUCUCAGAAACAAAAUAUUGUUAUUCCCGAAAUGAUGUCAGAAGCCAACUCGUCCCAUUCUCCUCUAUUCCUCUGUGGUGAACAUGGAAAAAGGCAAUUUAACAAACUUGAAAAUUCAUGCAAAGUUAACGAAAGUAGUUACAAUGAUAUUUUUUUGGCAGUGGUGAUUAGGAGAAAAAUGAAAUUGAUAUUAGGAAAAAAAAAUUGGGGUGUUAGUGGCACUUUAAGUGUUGAGUAAGCAGUGUCGCCAGCCCUAAAUUUAGUUUGUCUCCAUUUUGCCUCUUCCUUUUCAGCUUGUAGUUCUAAGGCCAAAUGGGCCACUUGGCUCAUAUGCAGACUUAACCUUUCCUGAUGGGAUUCUCAAUGGUCUUAUUGUAAAUUUUUAGGAACACCAAUUGCAAGACCUCCAGUGUUAGGAAAUCAAGAUUUAGACCUAUACAAACUUUAUAGGAUAGUACAACAUCAUGGAGGCAUGGAGAAGGUUUCCAGUGAAUCAUUGCUUUGGAGAAAAAUUUAUCAACAAAUGGACAUUCCAGUUGUUCCACCAAGUGCAUCACAUCACAUUAAAAUGGCUUACAAAAAAUAUCUUUACCCUUUUGAAGUUCACGAGAAGGAAGGACUAAAUCCAUUAGCUAAAGACAAAGUUGGCGAACACAGCAUUAGUAAUGACAAGAAUCUCAAACCAGAGAGUCCUGACAGUGCCCAAGACAGCAGUGACGAAAAACAUCUGGAGUGUUUAGAACCUUUACCAGACAUAGAUGAUGAUGAAAUAGUUUUGAAGAAAGCAGAAUGUAAACAAAGCACAAGGAUCAGGGAAAUGAAACGUCAGCAAAGUCUUGAUAAUGGAAUGAUAAGUGAAUCUCAAGCAAAGAGCCCUGAGGAAUAUGUUUCUGUGGAUGUCGUCAACAGUCCUGAGUCUUCAUCUGAUGUGAGUGAGCCACAUUCUGAUGGCAAAUCUGAUGUGCCUGUGGAUGAAUUAAAUUUGGAAAUUGGUGAUAAGGUACAAGUCAAGUAUGGAAGAGGGAGAAAUCACCGGCUUUAUGAUGCCAAGAUAAUUCAUAUUGACCCUGAAUCUAGUGAAGGUGCAAUUUACUGUAUUCACUAUGCUGGUUGGAAUAAUAGGUAUGAUGAAUGGAUAAAGCCUGAAAAGAUUGCAGGAUGGGGUACAAGACAGACAAGGAAUAGAACUGGCGGUACAAUCAAAGGACCGGAUUCCAAUUCAAAAUCCACUCCUAAGCCCAUGACAAGGCCCACUACAAAGCCCGCUGGCAGGCGGACAUCUAAAGCAGCAGUGGCACCAGCCAAGGAAGUAGUUACUAAGCCAUCAUCAGCAUCAAAUGGUUCUAAGUGCGUACUGAAGAGACCAUGCUCUCCUUCCACAAGGUCUGGAUCAGUGUCACCAUCUCUUGGCAAGUCACCUAAAACUGGCCCUGGCAGAGGUACAGGCCGCACAAGGUCAGAGAGGAACUCGCUUUCAGAGGUGUCGAAUGGAUUGGAUGAAGUGAAAAGUCCUUUGUCAAGAAGGCGGCAAAAGUCAACUACACCAGAACCAUCGUUAACCGAGCAACAGAACAAAUCUGCAGAUGUAGUGAACCAUGUUCAGCCAAUCCCUGAAGUAAUUUCAGGAGAAACAGAAAAUACAACAACUGAGGAAAAGAAGAAUUUUGUGUGCAGUAGCGAAUCAGUGGAUAUCUCAAAGAAUUUAACUUCUUAUUGUGGAAAUGGAGUGUCAUCUGAAAUUUCUAAUGUGGAGCAAGGAUCUGAGCACAGCUCUGGUAAUGUUAAUGGAAAAAGGAAAGAUAAGAGUAAGAGAACUGUAAAUGGUUUAAUAAAAAGUGUUGCAUCUCCAGAAAGAGUUAGUAAAGAUUUCAAAGACACCAGUGAGACAUGCCCAGAGCCCAAGAAGGUCAAAGUUGAAAAUGAGAACAGUAUGCAAGACAGAGAUGUUGAAGACCUGCUCAGUGACAACACAGUAGUUAAGAUAGGAAAUCAACCACUGCAAACACUGGGUACCACAACUACCAUGGAAACAGUUUCAGCCUCCUCCUCAUCAGAGGACACUAAACUAGAUCUUGUCAGUGAUUCAGCGGCAUCCAGUUCUGCUCAGUGUAGUGAUGACAGUGAGAAAACUAAUGAGCCAGUUGAUAAUUCUCCUAGGAGAGAUACAACUGAAAAUACUUGUGAACAUAACAGUACUGAAAAGGAUAGCAAACCGGAGAAGAAAAAUUCUGAGCAUCAUCACAGGAAACAUAAGAAAAGGAAGGAAAAGAAGAAACAUCGCCACACAUCUGGUAAUGACAGCACAGGUAGUGACGCUCCAGGGAGUCCAGUGUAUAGUCAGUCACAGGGAGUAUUUUCAUCACCCCGCCGUCCCAGGAUGUCAUUUGACAUGGAUCUAGAGGAAAUUAAAGCAAAGGAAGAUGGUGGGGAACGUAUCAGGUUACUCCAGGACAAGAUAAAUGAAAUGAGGAAAAUGUACAGCUCCCUUAAAGCUGAAGUCGCCAGUAUUGACAGAAAGAGGAAGAGACUCAAGAAGAAAAGAGAAGCAGCCGAAGCUGAAGAGGUUCAUGAGGUACAUAAAUCUAUACCGUCGUCCUCGUCAUCAUCACAUGCCAUACCCUCUCCAAGCGUCCCUCCUGUAGAAUGUAGAUAACAAGGAAAUUUUCCUGUUGGUAUUGAAUCUUGAUUGUUCUUUUACAUAACAACAAAUCUCUUUUUCAUAUCCUCUGUAGAGCAGUAAAACUCAGUGCCCUUUGUAGAGGAGUAAAACCUUGCUCUUAAGUGGCUUGUGCAAAGAUGCAAAGAGAACUACUUGUGAAUGAGUAGUCUUUGUAAGCGUUUUUGAAAGAGUUAUCAAAUAUAUCUUUUGUAAGAAAAUUUCAAGAAAAUGCUUUCCUCAAUGUUGAAGCUUUACAGGUCUAUGCAAUAACAUAGACUAGAGUGGAAAGUAUUUCUAUUUCACAUCACUUCCCCAAAACUAAUUUAUCAAUAAAGAUGGCUUGUGUGGCUCUUAAAAUUACCAUCAGGAAAACUGGGGACCUGAAUUUGGCCUGUUAUUUAAUGUGGAUUUCAAAUAAUUAUUGUACAGUAUCAAGAUGAUGUUGAAAAUUGGUUAUCACCAGCAUUGUUUUAUGUGUAAAUGUAAUUAUGAUGAGAGCCUGAGAGACUGAAAUAUCUCACUUGGGUCUAAUACGAAGGAGCUCUUCCUUGUCCUUGAUCGCGUCUCUAAGAGAAGAUAAACUCGCUGUGUUUUAAGUCAUUAGGUAUAUAGAUAUUUUGCAUCAUCCCAUGCAAGGGGUUUGAUGAUACGUCACUCCUGAAAUUGUGAAUGUCCCAUAACCCAGUAGUAGAGCUUUAUUCAAUCGAGUUGUAAAACCAAAACCAAGCCACCUACCAGUUAGACUACUCGGCCAACAGAGCAGUUUGAGAUCGAGUGCCGGAAGUAGUCAGGCAAUUACUUAACCUAAAUAAUGGUCUGAUUACAUUCGACAUUUAAUUGAAAACCGCUCUAUUGCAAAAGUUGACGUUACUUAUUUUUUCACAUGCAGCUCAUGUUUUGUGAAAGUUUAAAAAGUGAAGUCUCGUGACUUCACCUAAGUCACGCAGUAGUAGGCAUGUCACGUCUAUUGGACCGCGCAAUACAGGAGUGGCAAAGAUCAAUCUCUCUUCUUUAAUUGCUUUUACUUUGUGUAUUAGUAACCCGUUUGAAUGUUUGUCAGUUUAGAAACAAAUUAUCGCUCAAGGUAGAUAUAUAUAUUUAAUGAAGGCCUUUGGUGCUCCAUAUUUUAUACUUAAACAUCCCUGUCGGCUUGUUUCCGAAAAACGCUUUUGGGGGAUGAAGAAGUAAAUAAAUAUUUAAACUUUUUUAAGGUAUUGCAGAAAUCGAUGGAAUUAAAUUGCUGUGUCAAUACGUUAAAAAGGCAUAUUUUUCCGUCUCUCUAGUAACAUAUAUAUGAAAAGAAACUAACAUCAUCAUUAUUUGAAUUUAGUCGCGAUUUUGUGUUGUAAUCCUAGCCUUUUUCUGACUGUACGAGAGGUCUUCACUGUACAUGUAUUUAAUGUGCUCCGUCAGUUUUCUUUUCCAAGCGCAGUUACUCGGUAACUUUUGUGGUCUUUCUGGUCUUAGAUUUGACUCUUUGUAACUAUCUUUUAGGUUAACAAACAAACAAAGCAGGUUUUGAUAUGUAUAGAAGCUAAAUGUGACAAAUAAUGGACAUCAUGUGAACAUGCUACAUCAUGCUAUUACAGUUAAUUGUGAUAUCUCUAAAGCCUCGUUAAGUAACACAAGUGCAAGUCACGCAAGCGUCUUCAAAAGAGGUGCUACUAUUUAAUUCAUAGAUUCAUGUAAGAGUAAAGCGACGGCUAUAAUUCUGAUAAAUAAGUUCGUGAGUGAAUGGACAAAGUAGUUUUAACGUAUCCUUUUAUAUUCAUACACUUAUGGUCACAAAUAGAAUUGAUUUGUAGCUUUCUUGUGUUGGUAUUUCGCGGUGGGUAGACAAGUAACAUGUUUCUGACAUUUUUAAGACUUUUUAUUUUAUGAUGUAUUUUAACAGUACCCGCUUCUAAGUUAUUCCCUGUGGAUUGUGAAUAAAGACUGCUAUGCUCUUCAAACAGGCUGAAUCCAAUUUCUGGUUAAUUUUGCUAAUUCAGUCUUGGAGACUGACUUGGAAACGGGUGGAUAUCACCCGAGUCGCAAAGAAUACAUGAUUAAGUCAAACUUGAUUUUAACUGGGCGGCCUGGGGCUGAACGGUUUAUGAGGCACUCGAUAUGCGCCAACACCGAUUUCGCGGCUAAACGUAGAAUGAAUGAGCCUUUCAUCCCGUACCGUCGGAGAACGACUAAAUCAUUGAGCCAUUGAAAAUUUUCCGAAUGCUCUAGUACUGUGCUCUGUAUUUUGAAAUAUAAUCCUGUUUAGUUUCACUGAAGGGUCUGGCACGGAGGGAGAAGUAAAUACAUCCCAAACUUGAAGAAACAAUCACAAACUUGCUGUGACACCAAACUUUGUAAAUAGACCAAUAUGUCAUCAACCCAUAUAAAUUUUUAUUUAUCACAAUUUAAUGGCCAGUGAUAACACAAAGACCAGAUAAAAUACUAUGCAAUUAAAAGAAAAAAUGCCACAAGGAUGGUCGGCAAGAAAUGUUAAUCCCCAUGCAAAGCAGACCACGUGAUGAAAUAAAAGCAUCCUACAACAGCUAAAUCAAACAUUUCUUGAAGUUAAGUAGUCCCUUACUCCGUUUUUAAAACCAGAAAUACUUGAAGCCUAACGAACUGAUAGUGGCAACACACUCCACAUGUCAUCAUCAAUCCUAUUACAUGUAAAAAAA